AUUCGCGUCGACUGGUUGUUGAACGAACGCUGCGCGAAUUUAUCGCGAAAAAAGGAAUUUACGGUGACAAUUUUUACUGCAACUCGUGGUUAAACGUGCUACAAUUGUGGUUAUCAAGUGGUUUCUGUAGAAAACACCGAUAAUUCGUCGAAAUGAGUGGUUACGCUCGGCCACCGCCAAGAAUAGAUGGAAUGAUCUCACUGAAGGUCGAUAACUUGACGUACCGCACCACUCCGGACGACCUGCGACGUGUUUUCGAACGUUGCGGUGAGGUGGGCGAUAUUUACAUUCCCCGCGAUAGACAUACACGCGAAAGCCGUGGAUUUGCAUUCGUACGAUUCUAUGACAAGCGUGACGCCGAAGACGCACUAGACGCCAUGGAUGGCCGCAUGUUGGACGGUAGGGAGCUGCGCGUCCAAAUGGCGCGCUACGGUCGUCCGACUUCGCCGCAGCGUCGUGGCGGCAACAGGCACAAUGGACGUGGUCGUUCCCGUGAACGGUAUCGUCGCCGAUCGCGAUCCCGCAGCGCCGAGCGUCACCGUCGCACCUACUCACGCUCCAAGUCUCGGUCACCACGUUCGCGCUCGGGUAGCAAAUCCUCGCGCGGCAAGGAGUCUCGUUCUCGCAGCCCGGCUGAACGUACGGGACAUUACUAAGUCUCGCAUUGGCGGUGUAUUCGAUUUCGUGCAGCGCGACGGAACUAUACAAUGGCCGACACUUUCAAUGCUGACGACGGGCGAUCGCCGAUUAUUCGAGGGCAAAUGCGGUUGCUGUGCGCUGUCCUGCUGCCUGCAGAUUUGCCCAUCCGGCUACUGAUCCCCUAAUACGCCGUUUUCCUAGCGAGCUGCUUCACGUUCGCUGCGCAACCCGUAAGCGGGAGGAAGGCGAACGGAGAGCGCAAAGAACCGGACACUGUCCGGAUCUCUCCGGGAGCGGCAGUUGUUGAGCUGUGCAUGCUGCCACAUUCGACGGAAUGUUCGCCGGCCGGAAUGUUUCAUUUCGUUCAUGUUCGAAAAGGAAAGGUGUAGCCGGAGAUUGAGCGGCGCGCGCGUGCUGUGUUGGUGUCCGUCCUGUCCGGUGUCCGAUCGACUUGCACCACUUGCAUGCAUGCGUGCCUGGCCGCGCGGGGUUCCGGUGGAAGCGAGAGGUAGGGAUGGUGAUUUUGUUUUCAACGAAAGCAACCUCAGGAGCGGAGAAGCGGUCGCGUCACGGCUUUCAACGCAGCUUCUUCCAGGGAGCAAUGCGGUGACGAUGAUCAUCCCGAUGCCCAGCUUUGGCAGCAGCGACAUUUUGUUUACAACCAUGCUAUGCUGCUGCUGCUGUUUCUGCUGCGAUCGAAUGUUGCUGGUAACGUUGCAGCUGCUACUGCUGACCGCGACUGUCAUCUGCUGACUCUAUGUAUGUGUGUUUGCUGUCUGGGAGAUGCUGACUGUCGGCUGAGGGAGAUUGAACGAAGGCUGAGAGGAAGAUACAGAAUGGGCGAGGCGAGGCAAGGCGAGCGGUGGUUGCAGUUGAUCCCAUGUGUCCGGUUUCGUCGGUGGCGACGACAUUUGGCAGUUUGUGUGUUUUUCUUCUCUUUCUUCUUUUCUUCCAGCUGGAGUAGCAAUUGCAAAUUCUCUCUAUAGUUCUCCAUUUACAACACACCCUAGCUGUUAUCCUUUUUAGAUGCUUUUCAAAGAUUGUCUUUUGUUGUUUGGUUUCCUUGUCCUUCAAUUACUCUCUGUGUACCGGCUUAACACCACCAUAUCGAUUGGUGUCACAAGUUGAACACAGCUGAUACCCAGACACACAUUUGCCACCGCCGCACGUAACUUAGUACAGAACUAAAAAACAAAAACAUUUGACACGUUAUUGCAAAGGUCGUGCAAUGUUCCGUGUCCAAUAGAAGUUUGGAGGAGUGUGCAGUCGUCGUCGUCCGGCAGGCCGCGGCAGUCGCUUGAGCGAGAAUUGAUCAUCACAAACACUCACCAUCACCUAUCCCAUGAGCUUCGCACGAGGAGAAGGACACAUGUAGCUUGAAUUCAGCGGCCACCGCUUCACGUUUUAGCAAAGCAUUUUUGGGAGGAGUUCGAAGAAGUGCGCCAAGACGUACGGAGGCCACACAAGGGGUGUAUGCGAUUGCCGAUCGCGAGCAGAAGCGCGAUGCACUGCGAUUGCAGCUGAGGUUUUUCGAACAAAGGAAGGAGCACUGGCAUCGAGUAACACCUCUUCAUGGCGCGAUUGCUGCCAGUGGUUGUUAGUAGGUGAUAAGGGAUUAGGAGGAGGGAUUGAAGAGAGAGAGAAAGAGGAUCUACGCUCCAAGAAAUUGUAGUAAUGCUCUCGAGAAAGCUGUCUACAGGCUGAAACUGCGUCUGAAAAACGAUCACUGGGGCGGUUACUGGAGUAGUUUAAGGUAAUCAGCGCUGAUCGCUUAGCACGACACGACACGAAGCUGGUUGGUGAAUUAGCAGUUAACGAAUGGUGCCGGGGCAAGCAGAUUUAGCGGUGCGCAGAGUUCGAGAAGGAUUCACACAUGUGCGGCGCCGUUUACGUCGCGUCCCAGCGUGGUUGGCGAGUGCUUUGUUUUGAAACCUGAAAGCCUAGUCCGAGCACACCAGGAUCAGUUCGAUUUUGCCACGAACCGGAAGAUUGUUGUAGCAGGAACUGCGAGCCCCGUACCUUCGUAAUGUUUGUUGCUGACUGCAUCUCUCCUUUUCGACUUGUCUCUCCUGGUUCCAAUGCUCCUGUGUUCGUGUACCGCUCUCAGUGCAACGAUGAUUCUAUGCUUCGUGUUCCUGAGACACUACUGCCAGGAGAAUGUGCCCACGUUUGCUGACAUUACUGGCUCCAUCGAGCACCGAUUCGUGAUUUUUUUUUCUAGAAC
Messenger RNA from Anopheles bellator, 2863 nucleotides. It is a transcript of the gene SC35, whose product is annotated as serine/arginine-rich splicing factor 2. Gene Ontology annotation, molecular function: RNA binding. The record is from RefSeq and is a predicted model, not a curated record. Bases 153 to 656 code for a protein of 167 amino acids. The transcript is spliced from 5 exons. NCBI's taxonomy places the organism in Eukaryota, Metazoa, Arthropoda, Insecta, Diptera, Culicidae.